Messenger RNA from Planococcus citri (citrus mealybug), 1652 nucleotides. Its product is annotated as transcription activator GAGA-like. Gene Ontology annotation, molecular function: protein binding. Gene Ontology annotation, cellular component: nucleus. Gene Ontology annotation, biological process: regulation of transcription by RNA polymerase II. The record is from RefSeq and is a predicted model, not a curated record. The transcript has 5 exons. The coding region runs from base 152 to 1543 and encodes 463 amino acids. Lineage: Eukaryota; Metazoa; Arthropoda; Insecta; Hemiptera; Pseudococcidae.
GUUUGGUAGGUGUAGAAUGUAAAGCUUGGUCACCAGUAUUGAUUACUGAACAUAUGACGCUUUCUGUUCCUUCAGUUUUUUUAUAUAUUCCGAACUGUGCUUCGGUGAUGUGAAAUUUUUUUGCACGUUUAAGAGAAUAAGAUUAUACGACAUGGUUUUGAACGAAGUGGAUUUGAACGCGAGUAACGUUUACAGUCUAUCAUGGUCAGAAUUCAGUACAUCGUUAAGCGUUGCUGCACAAAACUUACGACACAAGGAAGAUUUCGUAGAUGUGACAGUUAGUGCUGGAGGGAAAAAUUUUCCCGCGCAUAAAUUAAUCUUGAGCGCAGCUAGUCCUCUGUUGACGGAUUUGUUAAAGAAUACAACUUGCCAACAUCCUAUCUUAAUGUUAGCCGGAAUUUCAGCAUUUGAUUUAGAAACCAUUUUGAAAUUUGUUUAUCACGGAGAAAUCAACAUAGUUGCUGAAAAACUGCCAUCUUUAUUACAAGCUGCUCAAUUUUUAGAUAUCCGAGCAUUAUCACCAGCAGCUUUGGUGUUAAAUUCGUUACCUUCUUCGUUAUCUCCCCAUACAAUCACUGUAGAUGAGAAAGUAAAACCAAGCGAUCAUAAUGAUGUUGUAUCGCAUCAAAGUGAAAAUGAUGAUGGAAGAGACGACGAACCCAAAAUUGUACGAGUAGCACAAAAAAGAAAGCGACAUGAAAAAUUUAAUUCUUGCUUAGAACCUAUGGCAAACAGUACUGCUCAUUCAAACGCGACAAAUGCUCCUAAAAUAUUAAAAACAUCGUCAGAAAACACAAAUAUUUCUCCAUUGGAACAAAAUGUUGCUCUACAACAUAAGUCCAAUGAGUCUUACUCCCAAGUUGAAGGAUUUCCUGUUCCGGAUGAGAAAAAAAUCGUUUCGGAUUUGCCAGUAAUUUGUAAGCUAUGCGGUGUGACUAUUCGUCAAUCGCGUAAUUUACGUAGGCAUAUGGAUCAGAUGCAUUCAAAAAUUAAAAUGCGUAAAACCGAAGAUCCAAAAGAUGAUAAUAAUAGUAUUACGAGCAAAAAUACAGACAAAGAUACUACCACUACGAGUGAUACAACAUCGUCAUCGCUACUCGAUUUUUCAGAUGAAAGUUUUAACCAAUUCACCGAUGAAAUUUUCAAUUACUCGGCAAUGUCCGAUAAUAGCACGAACUCAUUUUCAAAUUCAUCGUCCGCUUCUUCAGUCGCUUCAGUAGGGAGUUGCCUCACGGAAGAUGUAACACGAACUGUUUCUCUUUCUUCGACUCCAUCUCUAAAUACAUUACUGGGAGACUUGUGUUUUCAUUUGCCAACAACUACCCCGACAACUAUAACGGCGGAUAGUUCUACUAUUUUAGUAGAGGAUAAAAAAUUGACAACAACAAAUUCACGUACGUUGGAAGGAAGUUUGGACUACGCUAACAUAGAAAAUGAAUGCUGUAAUUCUAAUAACGAAGAUGUGCAAGAUAUUAUGACUUUUAAAAAAUUUGAUAAUCAACUUCUGUCAGCAUUUUUCUGUACUAGCGAAAAUGACGCGUAAAAUACGUUAGAUUUAUGCUAAAAUUUAACAAGUAUAGGUACCUAUCUAUUCAAAAUUCGCUUUGUAAAAUGUGUUCAUUGUUUGAAAAUAAAUUUACCAUUUACAUCAA